Neurospora tetrasperma FGSC 2508 is the source of this 1946-nucleotide messenger RNA. RefSeq lists its product as uncharacterized. The record is from RefSeq and is a predicted model, not a curated record. Gene Ontology annotation, molecular function: serine-type endopeptidase activity; tripeptidyl-peptidase activity. NCBI's taxonomy places the organism in Eukaryota, Fungi, Ascomycota, Sordariomycetes, Sordariales, Sordariaceae. Bases 33 to 1802 code for a protein of 589 amino acids. Gene Ontology annotation, biological process: proteolysis. The transcript has 2 exons.
ACCAGACCAGGCACCAGUCGACCAUCACCAUUAUGCUUUGGUCCGUCCUCCUCCUCGCCGCGGGCGCUUCUGCCCAUGUCAAGAGCAGCCUCCCUUCGGUCCCCUCGGGCUGGAAAAAGGUUCGCGCCGCCUCGGCCGACGAGAGCGUCUCGCUCAAGAUCGCCCUCCCCGCCCACCAGUCCGAUGCUCUUGAGACUGCCAUUCUCCGCGUGUCUGAUCCCAACCACCACGAGUAUGGCAUGCACCUGAGCAGCGAAGAGGUUCGCUCGCUGGUUGCGCCCUCGGACGAGACCACGGAUGCCGUCACCACGUGGCUCAACCGCAACGGUAUCAAGGGCAAGGUUGACAACGACUGGAUCUCCUUUACCACUUCGGUCGCCAAGGCCAACAACCUGCUCAACACCACUUUCGACUGGUACCAGCAGGAUGGCGACAAGACGGGCCCCAAGCUCCGCACUCUCCAGUACAGCGUUCCCGAUGAGCUGGAUGUCCAUGUCGACAUGAUCCAGCCCACCACCCGUUUCGGCAAGCUCGCCGCCAAGGCCUCCACCAUCUUCGAGAUCUUCGAUGAGCCUGAGCCCAAGAGCAUUGCCAACGUCAAGGUUGGCGGGGACCACCCCACUUGUACCGGCUGCAUCUACCCCGACGAGAUUCGCUCCCUGUACAACAUCAAGUACAAGCCUUCUGCCUCGGACAAGAACACCAUCGCUUUCGCCUCGUACCUUGAGCAGUACUCCAACUAUGACGAUUUCACCUCGUUCGCCAAGGCCUUUAUUCCCGACGCUGCUGACCGCAACUACACCGUCAAGCUCGUCAAGGGUGGUCUCCAUGAUCAGUCUCCCGAUAAGAUCGGAGUCGAGGCCAACCUUGACCUCCAAUACAUCCUCGCCAUUUCCAACCCCAUUCCGAUCCGCGAGUACUCCAUUGGCGGCCGCGGCCCGCUCGUCCCCACGGCCAACCAGCCCGGCCCCGAGAUCUCCAACGAGCCCUACCUCGAUUUCUUCCAGUACCUUUUGUCCCUGAAGAACUCCGAGCUCCCCGCCACCCUCUCCACCUCGUACGGUGAAGAAGAGCAAUCCGUGCCCCGCGAGUACGCCCUCAAGGUGUGCUCCAUGAUCGGCCAGCUCGGCGCGCGCGGUGUAUCCGUCAUUUUCUCCUCGGGCGAUUCCGGUCCCGGCGACGCCUGCAUCCGCAACGACGGCACCAACAACACUUACUUUGAGCCCACCUUCCCGGGCGCCUGCCCGUGGGUUACCUCGGUCGGAGGCACCUACCAGACGGGCCCCGAAAAGGCCGUUGAUUUCUCGUCCGGUGGCUUCUCCAUGUACCACAAGCGCCCCGUGUACCAGGAACGCGUCGUCAAGAAGUACCUCGACAAGAUCGGCGACACGUACAGCGAGUUCUUUGACGAGCAGGGCCGUGGCUUCCCCGACGUGAGUGCGCAGGCAUCCCGGUACGCUGUGUACGUUGACGGUCGUCUUGUUGGCGUUUCUGGUACCUCCGCCUCGGCGCCCAUGUUCGCUGGUCUCGUUGCCCUGCUCAAUGCUGCCCGCAAGAGCCACGGCUUGCCGAGCUUGGGAUUCAUUAACCCCUUGCUGUAUGCUGAUGCUUCCAAGGGCGCGUUUACGGAUAUUGUGGAUGGUGCGGGUACUGGAUGCCGGGGCAGGCCAGAGUUUGCGGGUGAUGUGGGUGGGACUGCCAAGUGGAAUGCUACCGAGGGAUGGGAUCCCGUUACGGGAUUGGGAACGCCCAAGUUUGACAAGCUGUUGGCGCUGGCGGCGCCGGGGGUUAAGAACGCCUAAUGGAAAUGCGGAUGGAUGGGGUGUUGAUGAGGAGGUCAAUGCGAUGCGAUGCAGCGGUAACGAAUACCUAGGAUAUUUUGUUCAUGUGUUAGUGAACGGUAAUACCUAAUGACUUUGAAUCCUUAUUUUGAUCGAUGGUCGUAU